AUGGCGGAAAGUGUGGCCACAGUACGGAAUUCAAUCGAUCAUCCUCUGGUGACAAGCCUCGUUAUCAACAUAACGGCCAUCAGUAACGUCCCCGAGUACCAUCACAAGUAUUCCACGGGUAGCCCCGAGUACCAUCACAAGUAUUCCACGGGUAGCCCCGAGUACCAUCACAAGUAUUCCAUGAGUAGCCCCGAGUACCAUCACAAGUAUUCCAUGAGUAGCCCCGAGUACCAUCACAAGUAUUCCACGGGUAGCCCCGAGUACCAUCACAAGUAUUCCAUGAGUAGCCCCGAGUACCAUCACAAGUAUUCCACGGGUAGCCCCGAGUACCAUCACAAGUAUUCCACGAGUAGCCCCGAGUACCAUCACAAGUAUUCCACCCGUAGCCCCGAGUACCAUCACAAGUAUUCCACGAGUAGCCCCGAGUACCAUCACAAGUAUUCCACCCGUAGCCCCGAGUACCAUCACAAGUAUUCCACGAGUAGCCCCGAGUACCAUCACAAGUAUUCCACCCGUAGCCCCGAGUACCAUCACAAGUAUUCCACGACCCCGAGUACCAUCACAAGUAUUCCACGAGUAGCCCCGAGUACCAUCACAAGUAUUCCACGAGUAGCCCCGAGUACCAUCACAAGUAUUCCACCCGUAGCCCCGAGUACCAUCACAAGUAUUCCACGAUAUUCCACGAGUAGCCCCGAGUACCAUCACAAGUAUUCCACGGGUAGCCCCGAGUACCAUCACAAGUAUUCCACGAGUAGCCCCGAGUACCAUCACAAGUAUUCCACCCGUAGCCCCGAGUACCAUCACAAAUAUUCCACGAGUAGCCCCGAUUACCAUCACAAGUAUUCCACCCGUAGCCCCGAGUACCAUCACAAGUAUUCCACCCGUAGCCCCGAGUACCAUCACAAGUAUUCCACCCGUAGCCCCGAGUACCAUCACAAGUAUUCCACGAGUAGCCCCGAGUACCAUCACAAGUAUUCCACCCGUAGCCCCGAGUACCAUCACAAGUAUUCCACCCGUAGCCCCGAGUACCAUCACAAGUAUUCCACCCGUAGCCCCGAGUACCAUCACAAGUAUUCCACCCGUAGCCCCGAGUACCAUCACAAGUAUUCCACCCGUAGCCCCGAGUACCAUCACAAGUAUUCCACGAGUAGCCCCGAGUACCAUCACAAGUAUUCCACGAGUAGCCCCGAGUACCAUCACAAGUAUUCCACGAGUAGCCCCGAGUACCAUUACAAGUAA
Haliotis rubra (blacklip abalone) is the source of this 1239-nucleotide messenger RNA. RefSeq names its product DNA-directed RNA polymerase II subunit RPB1-like. Bases 1 to 1239 code for a protein of 412 amino acids. NCBI's taxonomy places the organism in Eukaryota, Metazoa, Mollusca, Gastropoda, Lepetellida, Haliotidae. The transcript is spliced from 5 exons. The record is from RefSeq and is a predicted model, not a curated record.